GCUGCGCUGCGAGUGUGUUGGUUGUGUCGCGCGAUGGCGCUGCUGUAGCGUUUGCGUUCCGUGACGGGGUCCGUGUGUUACAUAAUUUAGCUGUUGGGGCUUGUCCGCCGCGGAAUUGUGGGUGGUGCAGCGCGAGGUUUCCGGGACGGAUUGAAACGAAAACGAACAAGACGGCGACGACGUUUGAUUUGUGUCCUCGAGACGGGAAAAGGCGACAUUUUUGACAACUGAUAAGGGAGAGGCUGGACCCACUUUUGCUGCGCUGCAGAGCAAUAUCAAGAAAACACACACACACACACACAGACUAAUGAUAGAGAUUGCGAACGGACACACAGACACACAUGUGACGCUCCCGUGUGAUGUGCUUUGCUGUUGCAGCAUUUAAGGCGCUGCCAUUAUAGCAGCCUAGUUAGAGGAAUCAAAGUCGAGCGAGCGAACGUGUGUGUGAACAUCACACAGAGAGCAAAAGGGAGGAGGCUGCGAAGAAGAAGAAGAAGAAGCUGUGUGACAGCGUGAGAGGUGGGCAGGGGGUGCAAGGGCAAACGAGGAGAAAUUUUCGCCUUUCAACUUUCUUCUUUUUCUCGUCGUCGUCGCACCAGAGGGCGACACACACAAAAGAAGGACGUUUCGUUUCGUUUUUGUGUGUUGCGCCCAGAGUUCUGCAAAAAGCGGAGCGCACAAAGUCGACGGUGGAAGAUUUUCGGUUCCGUCGCGCCCGGAGCGAUCCGUAUCGGGAAGUGAGUGUGUACUUUCGGGGCUGGGAUGUGGCCUCUGUGCAAAAUGGUUGUGAAAAACGGCUUCUAGAGGGAGCAGCAGCAGCAGCAGGAAGGUGGCGCCCUCGGCAGCCAAGAGAGAGGGCGCAGCGCGACGAUGAAUUUAUAAGUGAAAAAGGAAAUACGCCCAUUUCUGAUAUUUCCGUUUUUUGCCUGCCUGGGCUGGCGCUGGCUGGCGGAUGCUGGUGUCGGAUGCAAAAACAGGUGCCGUUGUGUCGAGUAUCGAUGAAAAUUGGAAUCAAAUUAGCAGGGAAAAUGAAUUUAUUGCUCGCUUCCGUGCUGGUGCUGGGGCUGCUGUGCGGUUGCCUACCUCCGGGCGUCGAACCAAAGAGCUACAAGGCGACCCCGAAUCGAGGCAGUGGCAUCAGCAUAGGGGGCAGCAGCAGCAACAGCAAUAGCAAUGGCAGUGAAGGCGGCCGCGGGUCGUCCAGCUCGAGCUCGCGGACCGCCGCCACCAACACCCGGAACCAGCUGAACGUGGGCCUGCUGGUGCCGCACACCAACUUUGGCCGCCGGGACUACCUCCGGUCGAUCAAUACCGCCGUGAUGGGCCUGCAGAAGGGGCGUGGACCCAAGCUGACGUUCCUGAAGGACCACGAGUUUCAAACGUCCAACAUACACUUUGACAUGAUGUCGCUGACGCCGAGCCCCACAGCCAUCCUGAACACGCUGUGCAAGGAGUUCCUGCACGCGAACGUGUCCGCCAUCCUGUACAUGAUGAACUACGAGUCGUACGGGCGCAGCACCGCCUCGGCGCAGUACUUCCUCCAGCUUGCCGGCUACCUCGGCAUCCCCGUCAUCUCGUGGAACGCCGACAACUCCGGGCUGGAACGGCGCGCGUCCCAAUCGGCCCUGCAGCUACAGCUGGCGCCGAGCAUUGAACAUCAGAGCGCGGCCAUGCUGAGCAUUCUGGAGCGGUACAAGUGGCACCAGUUCUCGGUGGUCACGUCCCAGAUCGCCGGUCACGACGACUUUGUGCAGGCGGUGCGCGAGCAGGUCGCCGCCAUGGAUCACUUCAAGUUCACCAUCCUGAACUCGAUCAUCGUGUCGCGGCCGAUCAACCUGGUCGAGCUGGUGAACAGCGAGGCGCGGGUGAUGCUGCUGUACUGCACGAAGGACGAGGCGGUGGACAUUUUGAAGGCGGCCGAGGAGUUGCACAUUACGGGCGAGAACUACGUGUGGGUCGUGACGCAGAGCGUGAUCGAGAACAUGCAGGCGCCGACGCAGUUUCCGAUGGGGAUGCUGGGGGUGCACUUUGACACGUCUUCGAGUGCGCUGCUGAACGAGAUCUCGAACGCGAUCCGGGUGUACGCGUACGGGGUGGAGUAUUAUCUGAGUGAUCCGAAGAACGCGGGCAGGGGGCUGGACACGCACUUUUUGAGUUGUGAGGAUGAGGGACGGGGUCGGUGGGAUAAUGGGGAGGUGUUUUUCAAGUAUUUGAGGAAUGUCUCGUUGGAGGGGGAACCGAACAGGCCGAAUAUUGAGUUUACCGCGGACGGGGAUUUGAAGUGGGCGGAGCUGAAGAUCAUGAACUUGAGGCCGAGUGUGAACAGCAAGGGGUUGGUUUGGGAGGAGAUUGGGAUGUGGAAGUCGUGGCAGCAGCAGAAGCUGGACAUUAGGGACAUUGCGUGGCCGGGGAAUUCGCAUACGCCGCCGCAGGGAGUGCCGGAGAAGUUCCACCUGAAGAUUACGUUCUUGGAGGAAGCUCCGUACAUAAAUUUGUCGCCGGCGGAUCCGGUCAGCGGGAAGUGUCUGAUGGAUCGGGGAGUGUUGUGCCGGGUGGCGGCGGACCACGAGAUGACCGACAUCGACAUGGGGCAGGCGCACAAGAACGGGUCGUUCUACCAGUGUUGCAGUGGGUUCUGUAUUGACCUGCUGGAGAAGUUUGCCGAGGAAUUGGGCUUCACGUACGAGUUGGUGCGGGUGGAGGACGGUAAGUGGGGAACGCUGGAGAAUGGCAAGUGGAACGGGUUGAUUCACGAGUUGGUGAACAGGAAGACGGACAUGGUGUUGACGUCGCUGAUGAUCAACGCCGAGCGGGAGGCGGUAGCGGACUUUAGUGAACCCUUUAUGGAGACGGGAAUUGCGAUCGUGGUGGCGAAGCGGACGGGGAUUAUCUCGCCGACGGCCUUCCUGGAGCCGUUCGAUACGGCUUCGUGGAUGUUGGUGGGGAUCUUCGCGAUCCAAGCGGCCACCUUUAUGAUCUUUCUGUUUGAGUGGCUUUCGCCGAGCGGGUACGACAUGAAGACGGUGCUGCAGAACGCCAACAAUACGCCGUACCGGUUUUCGCUGUUCCGGACGUACUGGCUGGUGUGGGCCGUCCUGUUCCAGGCAGCCGUCCACGUGGACUCUCCGCGAGGCUUCACGUCCCGCUUCAUGACCAACGUGUGGGCUAUGUUUGCCGUGGUGUUUCUUGCUAUCUACACUGCCAACCUAGCGGCGUUCAUGAUAACCCGUGAAGAGUUCCACGAGUUUACCGGACUGGACGACACCCGGCUCUCCCAUCCGUUCUCCCACAAGCCGACCAUCAAGUUCGGCACGAUCCCCUGGAGCCACACGGACUCGACCAUCUCAAAGUACUUCAAAGAGAUGCACUACUACAUGAAGCAGUACAACAAAACAAGUGUCGCGGACGGUGUCGCAGCGGUCCUGAACGGCCAGAUGGACGCCUUCAUCUACGACGGAACCGUGCUCGACUACCUCGUCCAGCAGGACGAAGACUGCCGGCUGCUCACCGUCGGCCAGUGGUACGCCAUGACCGGUUACGGCCUAGCCUUCAGCCGCAACUCCAAAUACGUCCAAAUGUUCAACAAGCGACUGCUUGAAUUCCGCGCCAACGGAGACCUGGAACGACUCCGGCGCUACUGGAUGACCGGAACGUGCCGACCCGGCAAGCAAGAGCACAAAUCCUCCGACCCGCUCGCCCUCGAGCAGUUCCUCUCCGCGUUUCUCCUCCUCAUGGCCGGCAUCCUCCUAGCAGCCCUGCUCCUACUCCUCGAACACCUCUACUUCAAGUACUUCCGCAAGCGGCUCGCGAAAAAGGACCGCGGCGGCUGCUGCGCCCUCAUCUCGCUCUCCAUGGGCAAAUCGCUCACGUUCCGCGGGGCCGUCUACGAGGCCACGGAAAUCAUCCGGAGACACCGCUGCAGCGACCCCAUCUGCGACACCCACCUGUGGAAGGUCAAGCACGAGCUGGACAUGACCCGGUUGCGCAACACCCAGCUCGAGAAAGCGCUGGACGCGCACGGCAUCAAGCCGCCCCAGAUCAAGAUGGCCUCCACGAACGACAUUAUCGGCGCCGGCCGGCGCGAACAGUUCGCGAACCGCCCGGGCGUCCUCGGCAACCUGAGCAUCGGCGGGAGCGCCCAAGACCUGUACCGCUGGACGUACAAGACGGAAAUCGCCGAGAUGGAAACGGUGCUGUAAGCACCGCUCGCCCAAGGAAUUGUUCUCUACCCGUGUAAACAAUUACCACCUACUACUAAACCCACCCCCGGCAAUACAGAGAAGGAGAGAGGGAGAGCAUACAAUCUUUACCUAUACACAAGUAAACCUCUCUCUCCAACGUGACCGAGCUCCGCUCCGCCGCUCUGCGUAGUGCACACACACGCUGCUUCUCUUUGGCAAGUGUGUGUGUGCGUGAGGUUAGAAUGCUGGGAGAACACAACACACAAACAGGUAGCGAAACAAUAGAACAGCCAGCCAAUCAUCAACACAAGCUCAGCAAAACAAACAAAAACGGAAAGGAUUGGCGCCGCGUCCCCCCCUCAGAGUGAUAGACGCCAUUUUGAUGAGUGACUGCGUCACUCAUCGCGCUCAGCAGUCGUCGAAAAAACAAGGUGAAGAAAGAAGGGAAGGGAGCGUUCUUUUAUUACGUAACGCAGUUAGGGGGGGGAGGGGGUGUCGGUGUCUGUUACGAA
Molecule: messenger RNA, 4693 nt
Organism: Culex quinquefasciatus (southern house mosquito)
Lineage: Eukaryota; Metazoa; Arthropoda; Insecta; Diptera; Culicidae
Gene: Nmdar2
Product: glutamate receptor ionotropic, NMDA 2B
Exons: 4
Coding region: 966-4199 (1077 amino acids)
Biological process (GO): monoatomic ion transport; synaptic transmission, glutamatergic; modulation of chemical synaptic transmission
Cellular component (GO): postsynaptic membrane; plasma membrane
Molecular function (GO): NMDA glutamate receptor activity; transmitter-gated monoatomic ion channel activity involved in regulation of postsynaptic membrane potential
Source: RefSeq, a predicted model, not a curated record